Messenger RNA from Trichoderma reesei QM6a, 912 nucleotides. RefSeq lists its product as uncharacterized. NCBI's taxonomy places the organism in Eukaryota, Fungi, Ascomycota, Sordariomycetes, Hypocreales, Hypocreaceae. The record is from RefSeq and is a predicted model, not a curated record. Gene Ontology annotation, biological process: proton motive force-driven ATP synthesis. The transcript is spliced from 4 exons. Gene Ontology annotation, molecular function: proton-transporting ATP synthase activity, rotational mechanism. The coding region runs from base 1 to 912 and encodes 303 amino acids.
AUGUUGUCCAGGGCUGCCCGACCGGCUCUGCGCGCCGCCGCUGCAGCUCCCUCCCGAGCUGCCGCCGCUGGCCCCAGCACCGCCGCCACCUAUGCGACGCUCCGUGAGAUUGAGACCCGUCUCAAGUCCAUCCGCAACAUCGAGAAGAUCACAAACACGAUGAAGGUCGUCGCCUCCACCAAGCUCACCCGCGCGACCCGCAGCAUGAACGACUCCCGCAAGUACGGCGAGGCGUCCAACGAGGUCUUCAAGUCGGCCGAGACCGCGGCCGCCGAGGCCGAGGACAAGAAGUCGCUCGUCAUCGUCUGCUCCUCCGACAAGGGCCUCUGCGGCGGCAUCCACUCGGGCCUCAGCCGCACCAUCCGCCGCAUGUACGCCGAGCAGCCCUCGGGCUUCGACCUCGUCAUCAUCGGCGAGAAGUGCAAGGCCCAGCUGCAGCGCACCAACGGCAAGGAGAUCCAGCUCUCCUUUGCCGGCGUCGGCAAGGACAUCCCCACCUUUGCCGAUGCCCAGGCCAUCGCCGACCAGAUCGUCCUGCUGCCCACCGAGUACACCGACGUCAAGAUCCUGUACAACAAGUUCAUCAACGCCACCAGCUACGAGCCUACCUUUAUUGAGGCAUUUUCCGAGGAGGCCAUUGCCCAGUCCCCCAACCUCUCUGCCUUUGAGGUCGAGGACGAGUCCCUUGGCAACCUGCGCGAGUACAGCCUGGCCAACUCCCUCUACUGGGCUCUUGCCGAGGGCCACGCCUGCGAGCAGUCUGCCCGACGAAACGCCAUGGAGAACGCUUCCAAGAACGCCGGUGAGAUGAUUGGCAAGUACCAGAUCCUGUACAACCGCACCCGACAGGCUGUCAUUACCGGAGAGCUGGUCGAGAUUAUCACCGGUGCCAUUGCUUCCGAGGAAAUGUAA